AGUCACUAUAUCUGGUCUCCCACAGUACACACAACAUGGCAAUGCAAUUAGUUUAGUGAUUAUGAACUGCUAAAUACCUUUUCCUUCUAUCAGUGUCCAGCCGAGCACUGGUUACAGCUUGUAGGAGGAGUUUUCUUUCUGCUCUAGGAGGGUGCAGGACCCCAUGACCUCUGGCUGACCAGUGCUGAUUGGCCCUGUGCUGAUCACAUGCACUCUCCCAAGAAAAUAAACAAAAAAAAACCCUCUCUAGUAAUACACACCAAACUGAGCAUGUGUAGCGUGUCUCCACACAAUAUGUCUUAUCAGGAGAUAAGAGGGGGGCAAUGGAAGAAGGGGAGGAUCAUAGAAGUCAGGAUCAAACAGACUUUUUACACAAUGCAGAGGAUUAACCCCUUAGGUUCCACAGUGAGUAUAACAAGCAUGCUUUACUGCAUCUACAGACUGAUUUUACUGUUGUGGGUUUAG
Staurois parvus is the source of this 465-nucleotide messenger RNA. The record is from the annotation of a GenBank genome assembly. NCBI's taxonomy places the organism in Eukaryota, Metazoa, Chordata, Amphibia, Anura, Ranidae.